This is a messenger RNA of Ochotona princeps (American pika), 1654 nucleotides long. It is a transcript of the gene FOXP3, whose product is annotated as forkhead box P3. Gene Ontology annotation, biological process: regulation of transcription by RNA polymerase II. The coding region runs from base 32 to 1615 and encodes 527 amino acids. Gene Ontology annotation, molecular function: DNA-binding transcription repressor activity, RNA polymerase II-specific; RNA polymerase II cis-regulatory region sequence-specific DNA binding. The transcript has 10 exons. The record is from RefSeq and is a predicted model, not a curated record. Gene Ontology annotation, cellular component: nucleus. NCBI's taxonomy places the organism in Eukaryota, Metazoa, Chordata, Mammalia, Lagomorpha, Ochotonidae.
UGUGUGCAGCCAGGAGGACUUGCCCAGGCUAAUGAUAAUGUCCACAUGGUUUAGGGGAUGGUAUCUUGCCCCACCCCAACACAUAUGUGACUCCCUCUCCCUGUGUCCCCACAGCCUGCUCUCAGAAGACAAGGACCCAAUGCCCAACCCCAGGCCCACCAAGCCUUCGGCCCCUUCGUUGGCCCUCGGCUCAUCCCCAGGAGCUUCACCCAGCUGGAAGCCUACACCCAAGGCCUCAGAGCUAUUGGGGGCGAAGAGCCCAGGGGGAACCUUCCAGGGCCGGGACAUCCGAGGCGGAGCCCAUACCUCCUCCUCCUCCUCUUCCUCCUUGAAUCCCAUGCCACCAUCGCAACUGCAGCUACCCACAGUGCCCCUAGUCAUGGUGGCACCCUCUGGGGUGCGGCUGGGCCCUUCGCCCCACUUGCAGGCACUCCUGCAGGACAGGCCACACUUCAUGCACCAGGUACGGACCCGCAGGGACGAGCAGGGAGGAGGGAUCAGGUGGGGGGACUGUGGGGAGGGAGUCCCGAGCCAAGUUGAACUGCUGCCUAUAUGUACCCCCUUCCCAACCCAGCUCUCGGCAGUGGAUGCCCAGGCCCGGACCUCCGUGCUGCAGGUGCGCCCACUGGAGAGCCCAGCCAUGAUCAGCCUCCCCCCACCGACCGCCACUGCCGGGGUCUUCUCCCUCAAGGCCCGACCUGGCCUGCCACCUGGUAACAUCUCAACCUGGCACCCCACGGCUUCACAGAACCCGACUCCUCAAAUUCUUGAACGAAUCAAUGUGGCCAGCUUGGAGUGGGUGUCCAGGGAGCCAGCACUACUCUGCACCUUCCCGAGCUCCAGCACACCCAGGAAGGACAGCACUCUUUCAGCCGCGCCCCAAGGCACCUACCCAUUGCUGGCUAAUGGCGUGUGCAAGUGGCCAGGAUGUGAGAAGGUCUUUGAGGAGCCUGAGGACUUUCUCAAGCACUGCCAGGCAGACCACCUCCUGGACGAGAAGGGCAGGGCGCAGUGUCUCCUCCAGAGAGAGGUGGUACAAUCUCUAGAGCAGCAGCUGGUGCUGGAGAAGGAGAAGCUGGAUGCUAUGCAGGCCCACCUGGCCCGUAAAAUGUCACUGAACAAGGAUCCAUCUGUGGCGCCAUCCGACAAGGGAUCCUGCUGCAUCGUAGCUGCUGGCGCCCAGGGCAGCAUCGGGCCAGCCUGGCCCAGCUCCCAGGAAGCCUCAGACAGCCUGUUUGCAGUACGGAGGCACCUGUGGGGUAGCCAUGGCAACAGCACAUUCCCAGAGUUCUUCCACAACAUGGACUACUUCAAGUUCCACAACAUGAGGCCCCCUUUCACCUACGCCACCCUCAUCCGCUGGGCCAUCCUGGAGGCUCCAGAGAAGCAGCGAACGCUCAAUGAAAUCUACCACUGGUUCACACGCAUGUUCGCCUUCUUUCGAAACCACCCUGCCACCUGGAAGAAUGCCAUCCGCCAUAACCUGAGCCUGCACAAGUGCUUCGUGCGGGUAGAGAGCGAGAAGGGGGCUGUGUGGACCGUGGAUGAGUUUGAAUUCCGCAAGAAAAGGAGCCAGAGGACCAGCAGGUGCUCCAACCCUACACCUGGCCCCUGACUACAAAGAAAGGAAAGAAGCAAGGGCGGAAGGGCCAAA